Agrilus planipennis (emerald ash borer) is the source of this 1123-nucleotide messenger RNA. RefSeq lists its product as uncharacterized. The transcript is spliced from 3 exons. The record is from RefSeq and is a predicted model, not a curated record. NCBI's taxonomy places the organism in Eukaryota, Metazoa, Arthropoda, Insecta, Coleoptera, Buprestidae. The coding region runs from base 132 to 638 and encodes 168 amino acids.
AAUGAAAUAAAAAUCGAUUACGUUCUAACAAUAUUUAAAGUUUAUUCGAUUACAUAAGGAAGUGUGUUUUAUAGUGAAUUCGCAACACGGUGUUAGUUAUCAAGUAAGCAUGUUUUCUAAAAUACAAACAUAUGCAUGCAUUCACCAAAGCGACGCAAACAGCAUCAAACAUGGUCAAGAACGACAUGGUAUCAUCAGGAGUUUCAAACGCACCUAUGGUAAACGAAGAAAAUUCUUUAAAAACUAGUUCAAAUUCGCUUGCCGAAAGUUCAGAAAGUAGGGAUAGUAGCAAAGCAUCGUGCGAAAAUGAAGAAAAAUCAUUAGAAAUCGACGUGAGCGCUGAAAUGGAACCUACAUCGGACGAAAAACAGGAACAAGAUACAGAAAAUGAAACUCCUAACAGAAAAAGACCCGCUUCAGAAGGGGAAAUAAUACCCAUUAAAAAGUCCAGAAAUAAACCCAAGCCCCAAAUAAUUGAAGAUAUGAAAGAAUAUUAUCAAAAAGAUUCUCUAAGUAAACUUUCAACUGCUACACUAAGACACUGGCUCAAAGAUCAUCUCAUUCAUUGUACCACAAGAGAUAAAAAAGAUGUUUUAGUUGAAAAAGUAAAAGGAUACUUUUUAGACAAUAAUAUGUAAUUGAAUAGUUAAGUUACAAUAAUAAUUGCUAUGAAUUUGUUCAAAAAAAUACAGCGUUACAUGUUAUAAAACUUUUUAAAAAUAAAAUAUAAAUAAUUUUUUAGUACUAUCAUUUCAAAUAUACCCUUAUACAUAUAAUAAUUUAAUGUCUACACUUAAAUAUACUUAUUAAUAUUGAUUAUUGACUGGCGAAAAUUGAGGAAAUGUAUAUAGAAAAGUAGUCUGAUGUAAACGUCUGUUUAAAAAAUCGCUAUUUUGAGAAACAUUUUGACAAGGACUGACAAAAUUGACUGGAGAAAAUUCGGGUGGGAAAAAUACUUGCGGUGUUGCAUAACUAGGAAGAUAGGUGGGACGAAAUGUGGGAGUUAGGGGUGUCACAGGACUCACAUUAGGACUCAUAAAACAAGGUGAUUCAAAGUCGGAAGAUUUACGUGGUAGUCCCACCAUAGGGGGGUAAAGAUUAUGUGUAGAGAGGGGAAAUUGGG